UUUUUAUAUAUACUAUAUAUAGUCUUGGUUUUCUUUUAGCUUUAUUUAUUUUGGAUAUUCAAUCACUGAGAUAGAGAAAGAAAGAUAGAAUAAGAGGAAGAAAUGGAGAAGCUUUGCAUGAACUCUAAAGGGAUCUCUAUUUGUUGAUUAUUUUGUUUGUGUUUGGGUUAUAGUUUUCUUUAUUUAAUUCAGAUUAUAUAUAUAGAAAGGAGGAAUUUUUAUCGUUAUAUUGAGACAAAUGAGAGCUGGGUUGAGUACGAUUCAACAGACGUUGACGCCGGAGGCGGCAAGUGUGUUGAACCAUUCUAUAACGGAAGCGGGUCGACGGAACCACGGCCAAACGACGCCGCUCCAUGUGGCGGCGACCCUUUUGGCGUCCCCAUCUGGGUUCUUAAGACAAGCGUGUAUAAAGUCUCAUCCCAAUUCGUCUCAUCCGCUUCAGUGCCGGGCUUUGGAGCUCUGUUUCAGCGUGGCCUUGGAGCGUCUCCCCACCGCGCAGAACAUGAGCCCCGGCCUGGACCCGCCAAUUUCCAAUGCUUUAAUGGCCGCUCUUAAGCGGGCACAAGCCCAUCAACGCCGUGGAUGUCCCGAGCAACAGCAGCAGCCGCUUUUAGCCGUGAAAGUUGAGCUUGAACAGCUUAUAAUUUCCAUUCUUGAUGACCCGAGUGUGAGUAGAGUGAUGCGUGAAGCUAGCUUUUCAAGUCCGGCGGUUAAGGCCACUAUUGAACAAUCCUUAAAUUCGACCCCUUGUUCUGUUUCAGUUUCGAAUUCGAGCCCAAUUGGGUUGGGAUUGAGGCCUAAUCUUAAUAGAAAUUUAUAUGUCAAUCCGCGGUUGCAGCAAGGAACCGGAGGGGGAGUACAAUCUGGGCAACAAAGAGGAGAAGAAGUGAAGAGAGUAAUGGAUAUAUUGAUGAAAAGUAAGAAAAAGAAUCCGGUUUUGGUGGGGGAAUCGGAGCCGGAAAUGAUCGUAAAAGAAUUGUUGAUAAAGAUUGAGAGUAAAGAGUUAGAUGGGGUGUUGAAGAAUGUUGAGGUGAUUCGUUUGGGGAAAGAUUUUAGUUUUGAGAAGGGCGAGCUUGUGUUAAAGUUAAGAAAAUUGAGUGGGUUAAUUGAGAGCAAGAUGGUUGGAAAUGGAGGGGUGAUUGUGGAUUUGGGUGACUUGAAAUGGCUGGUGGAGCAACAGCUGAGUUUUGGGGUGUCGAAUUCGGGGGCGGUACAACACCAGCAAGUGGUGGCGGAGGCGGUGGCGGAGAUGGGGAAGAUGCUGGUAAGAUUUGAUGGUGGUGGUGGUGGAGGGAGGUUGUGGUUGAUUGGGACAGCUACUUGUGAAACAUAUUUGAGGUGUCAAGUUUAUCAUCCUUCAAUGGAAAAUGAUUGGGAUCUGCAAGCUGUUCCUAUUGCUGCCAAAGCUCUUCCAGGGAUGUUCCCCAGGAUUGGGAGCAAUGGGAAUGGAAUUCUGAGUAGCUCUGUUGAGUCUUUGUCCCCAUUGAAGGGCCUUCCAACAAGGCGGGUCUCUGAGAACAUGGAUCCUGUUCAGCGAAUGAGCUGUUGCCCGCAAUGUAUGCAGAAUUAUGAACAAGAAGUUGCGAAAUUAGCCAAGGAGUUUGAGAAGUCCUCAUCAGAAGUUAAAUCAGAGGCAGCAAGGCCAUCGCUGCCACAGUGGUUGCAUAAUGCUAAAGCUCAUGAUGAUGCUAAAACAGUGGAUCAGACACCGACCAAAGAUCAUGAUUUGAUCUGGAAGCAAAAAAGCCAAGAAUUGCAGAAGAAAUGGAAUGAUACAUGCUUGCAGCUACAUCCUAAUUUCCAUCAGCCCGGUUUUGGUACCGAGAGAAUCAUGCCAUUGCCUCUCUCAAUGACGAGCUCAUACAAUCCAAACCUGUUUGCACGCCAACCUUUCCAACCAAAGUUACAACUGAAUAGAAACCUUGGAGACGCACUACAAUUGAACACAAAUCGGGUCCCCAGCCAGCCAUCUGAUCGUGCAGUUUCUCCUCCAGGUAGCCCUGUGAAGACACAGCUUGUUCUUGGUCGAUCAAAGGAAAGCACGCCUGAGAAAAACCAUAAAGAACAUGUCAAAGACUUCUUAGGCUGCAUAUCUUCUGAACCACAGAGUAAGUUCCAUGAAUCAAACAUAGUAGAUGCUGACUCGUUCAAGAGGCUUGCCAAAGGUCUAUUGGAGAAAGUAUGGUGGCAACACGAAGCAGCGAGUGCUGUUGCUACAACUGUCACUCAAUGUACAUUGGGGAAUGGAAAGCAUAGAGGUGCUGGAUUGAAGGGAGACAUGUGGCUAUUGUUUACUGGUCCUGACAGAGUUGGCAAGAAAAAGAUGGCAUCAGCUCUAUCAGAGCUGGUAUGUGGUGACAGUCCAAUAACGAUCUCUCUUGGCUCAAGACGUGAUGAUGGAGACUCUGAUGUUAGUGUCCGUGGUAAAACAACUUUGGAUAGAAUAGGAGAGGCAGUGAAGAGACACCCGUUUUCUGUGAUCUUGCUUGAAGAUAUUGACGAAGCAGAAAUGCUUCUUCGAGGAAACAUAAAACGGGCAAUGGAGAGGGGCCGGCUUAUUGAUUCCCAUGGCCGUGAGAUCAAUCUAGGGAAGGUUAUCUUCAUUCUCACUGCAAAUUGGUUGCCAGACUCUCUCAAAUUCUUGUCCCAUGGCAUUACCCUCGACGAAAAGAAGGUAGCUAGUUUAGCAAGUGGAGGUUGGCAAUUAAGGCUCUCCCUUUGGGAGAAAACAGCAAAACGCCGCCCCAGUUGGCUUCACGAUGAAGAAAGAUCAACAAAACCAAGAAAGGAAACUGGUUCUGGACUAUCAUUUGACCUGAAUCAGGCUGCUGAUGUUGGAGAUGACAAAGCAGACGGAUCACACAAUUCAAGCGACCUCACAAUUGAUCACGAAGAAGAACAUGGCCUUAAUAACAGACUGUUAUUAUCACCCUCAACCUCGCCAGCAUCUCACCACCUCCUUAACUCAGUAGACAGCGCCAUUGUCUUCAAGCCUGUGGAUUUCAGCCUCAUUAGACACGACAUUAUAAACUCGAUUACAAAGAAAUUCUCCACCAUCAUCGGCAAUGGUCUUUCACUCGAAAUCCUUGACGACGCCCUCGAAAAAAUUGUAGGCGGUGUAUGGCUCGGCAGAACAGGUUUAGAAGAAUGGUUAGACAAAGUCUUGAUCCCUAGCUUGCACCAGCUCAAAUCAAGGUUACCCACCAAUACCGGUAUGACAACAGAUGAAUCUUUGGUCGUUCGGCUUGAAACCGACGACGACUCCGGUACCCGAAGCCUCGGCGAUUUGCUUCCGAGUGAUAUCAAGGUGGUGGUUGAAGGGUUGUGAUUGUGAUGAAAGGGAUGUUUUUGGUAGAGAUGUAAAUAUGGCCAAAUGUUUUUGGCGGGGAGUGAUAAACAGUUGAGGGUAAAGAGUAAAAAACAGUUAGAAGAGGAGACAUUGAUAGAUUAACGGUACCUUUAGGAGCCAGUUAGGCAAUGUCUCACCCUUUAUUAUUAUUAUUAUU
Molecule: messenger RNA, 3506 nt
Organism: Pistacia vera
Lineage: Eukaryota; Viridiplantae; Streptophyta; Magnoliopsida; Sapindales; Anacardiaceae
Product: protein SUPPRESSOR OF MAX2 1
Exons: 3
Coding region: 239-3328 (1029 amino acids)
Molecular function (GO): ATP binding; ATP hydrolysis activity
Source: RefSeq, a predicted model, not a curated record